Messenger RNA from Meleagris gallopavo (turkey), 876 nucleotides. NCBI's taxonomy places the organism in Eukaryota, Metazoa, Chordata, Aves, Galliformes, Phasianidae. The record is from RefSeq and is a predicted model, not a curated record.
CCUUAUUUGUCUUAUUUCAUGCAGGCAUUCCUUCACCGAAUGAUCCAGUGUGCUGCAGCCAAAGUGGAUAAAAAUGUCACAGAAGAGACAGUUAAGAUGUUGUUUUCAAAUAUUGAAGAUAUUCUUGCAGUUCACAAGAACUUCCUGUCCCUCGUGGAGGAGUGUUUGCAGCCAGAACCCAGCGCACACCAUGAAGUUGGAACUUGCUUUCUUCAUUAUAAAGAGAAAUUUCGUAUCUAUGAUGAAUACUGCAGUAACCAUGAGAAGGCACAGAAAGUUCUGCUUGACCUCAACAAAAUAAGAACAGUGCGGACAUUUCUUCUGAAUUGCAUGCUCCUUGGAGGACGUAAGAACACAGAUGUACCAUUGGAGGGAUAUCUUGUAACACCAAUACAGAGAAUAUGCAAGUAUCCUCUUCUUUUGAAGGAGUUACUGAAGCGGACUCCAAGGAAGCAUAGUGACUAUGCAGCAUUAAUGGAAGCCCUCCAGGCCAUGAAAGCUGUCUGUUCCAACAUAAAUGAAGCCAAGAGACAAAUGGAGAAAUUAGAGUUUUUGGAAGAAUGGCAGUCUCAUGUUGAAGGAUGGGAGGGGUCCAACAUCACUGAUACAUGCACAGAAAUGCUGCGAAGUGGACUGCUUCUGAAAAUUUCAGCGGGAAAUAUCCAAGAGCGGAUAUUCUUUCUCUUUGAUAACCUUUUGGUAUACUGCAAAAAAAAGCACAGGCGAUUGAAGAACAGCAAAGCAUCUACAGAUGGCCAUCGUUACCUCUUUCGGGGCAGAAUAAACACAGAAGUGAUGGAAGUAGAGAAUGUAGAUGAUGGAACAGGUGAGUAUAUUUGUGCUGCUCAUUUACAGAGUAGUCUAUCAUGGUGCUGA